AGAAGGUACCGAGAAGCUAUCCAAGGUUGUAUUCUUUAAUACUUUCUUCUCUUCUACAGAUCUGUGUUUAAUUUCGCACCCGAUUAUUUCUCCAAGUUACAGAAGAAGGAAGAAGUUCCUUCGGGGAUUGCAAAAUUUCAAUCUUUGCGGUUUCUCUUGCGUCUUGGGUUCUUCUCAUUCCGCCGGAUUGCCCCUCGUUAAGCGUUAGGUGGAUUUUGGUCGUUGAUGGGGAAAGGAGGGCAGAAUUACGGUAAGAGUGAGAAAUUGGGGGACGGGAGGAAAUCGAAGGAAGGUUAUUACGCGGCGUGGUCGAGAGAUGUGAAGGAGUGCGAGGAGAAGUAUCAAGUGAGGAAGGAGUACGGAUUGUCGGCGGAGGAGGUCGAGAAACGGAGGCAGAUCUAUGGAUUGAACGAGUUGGAGAAGCACGAGGGGCCUUCGAUUCUCAGGCUUGUUCUGGAUCAGUUCAACGAUACUCUGGUGCGGAUUCUGCUGGUGGCGGCGGUUGUGUCGUUCGUUUUGGCGUGGUACGACGGGGAGGAAGGCGGGGAGAAGGAGAUCACUGCGUUCGUGGAGCCUCUGGUGAUAUUCCUGAUUUUGAUAGUGAACGCCAUUGUUGGAGUUUGGCAGGAGAACAAUGCGGAGAAAGCUCUGGAUGCUUUGAAGGAAAUUCAGUCUGAGCACGCUGCUGUUGUUAGGGAUGGCCGGAGAAUUUCGAGUUUACCCGCGAAGGAGCUUGUUCCGGGGGAUAUUGUGGAGUUAAAAGUAGGGGAUAAAGUUCCGGCGGAUAUGAGGGUUUUAAGCUUAAUCAGCUCGACUCUCAGAGUCGAGCAAGGCUCCUUGACAGGGGAGAGCGAAGCUGUUAGUAAGACGACGAAGCCUGUUGACGAGGACGUCGAGAUUCAGGGGAAGAAGUGUAUGGUGUUCGCCGGGACAACAGUCGUUAAUGGGAAUUGCAUUUGUUUGGUGACACAGACAGGGAUGAACACGGAGAUCGGGCAGGUGCAUAUGCAGAUUCACGAGGCGGCGCAGGGGGAUGACGACACGCCGUUGAAGAAGAAGUUGAAUGAAUUUGGGGAGGUAUUGACGGCGAUCAUUGGCACGAUUUGCACGUUGGUUUGGCUUAUUAAUGUGAAGUAUUUCCUUUCUUGGGAUAUUGUCAAUGGAUGGCCGACGAAUUUCAAGUUUUCAUUUGAAAAGUGCACUUAUUACUUCGAGAUUGCCGUGGCGUUGGCUGUUGCUGCUAUUCCGGAAGGUUUGCCUGCAGUUAUUACGACAUGUUUGGCGCUCGGUACGCGUAAAAUGGCUGCUAAAAAUGCGCUUGUCCGCAAGCUGCCAAGUGUUGAGACCCUCGGCUGCACGACUGUGAUUUGUUCUGACAAGACUGGUACCUUGACGACAAAUCAGAUGGCGGUAUCUAAGCUUGUCGCAAUGGGUUCAGAGGCGACUGUUGUCCGUUCUUUUAAUGUACAUGGAACUAACUACGAUCCAUUUGAAGGGAAAAUCGAGAACUGGCUGAUGGGAAAAUUGGAUUCUAACCUUCAAAUGAUUGCCAAGAUUGCUGCUAUUUGUAAUGAUGCUGAUGUGGAGAAAGCCGGCACCGGGCGAUAUGUGGCCAACGGAAUGCCGACUGAGGCUGCACUUAAGGUUAUGGUGGAGAAAAUGGGACUUCCAAAUGAAUUAAACACCAGCGCGUCUUCGGGUUAUGACGGUGUCUUAAGGUGCUCCCAAACAUGGAGUCAAAUCGAAAAACGGAUUGGGACACUUGAGUUUGAUCGUGAUAGGAAAUCCAUGGGAGUUAUUGUAAAAUCUAGCACCGGGAAAAACUCACUUCUUGUGAAGGGUGCAGUGGAGUCCUUGUUGGAAAGAAGUUCGUAUGUGCAACUCCUCGACGGUUCAAUCGAAAAACUAGAUCAAAAUUCAAAGAAAGCUAUACUGGAAAGCCUUAACAAAAUGUCGACUAAUGCAUUACGAGUUUUGGGCUUUGCAUACAACGAUGACCUCCCGCAAUUUGCCUCAUACAACGGCGAGGAGGAUCAUCCAGCUCAUGAGCUGUUGUUGAAUCCCGCAAAUUAUUCCUCGAUCGAGAGCAACUUAAUUUUUGUCGGCCUGGCUGGGAUAAGAGAUCCUCCUCGGAGAGAAGUUCCCAAGGCACUUGAGGACUGCAGAACAGCCGGAAUUCGGGUUAUUGUAAUCACAGGAGAUAACAAAAAUACAGCUGAAGCGAUUUGUCGUGAAAUAGGUGUGUUUGGGAGCCAUGAAAAUAUCGAUUCAAGGAGCUUAACAGGGAAAGAGUUUAUGGAGCGGUCGAAUGCUGAAAAAGAGGCGCAUUUACGUCAAAGUGGAGGACUUCUUUUCUCGAGGGCCGAGCCUAGGCAUAAGCAGGAGAUAGUGAGGUUGCUCAAGGACUCCGGCGAAGUGGUCGCAAUGACUGGCGACGGGGUGAACGAUGCACCCGCCUUGAAACUAGCUGAUAUUGGUAUUGCAAUGGGCAUUUCGGGGACUGAGGUCGCAAAAGAAGCUUCAGACAUGGUUUUAGCCGAUGAUAACUUCAGCACUAUUGUUGCUGCCGUUGGCGAAGGAAGAUCAAUUUACAAUAACAUGAAGGCUUUCAUAAGAUACAUGAUCUCCUCGAAUGUGGGCGAGGUCGCCUCGAUAUUUCUAACCGCCGCGCUGGGCAUUCCCGAAGGGUUGAUUCCCGUGCAGCUGCUGUGGGUUAACUUGGUCACCGACGGCCCCCCGGCUACCGCUUUAGGAUUCAAUCCUCCGGACAACGACGUAAUGAAGAAGCCACCUAGGAAAAGCGACGACUCGUUGAUCACCCCAUGGAUCCUAUUCCGUUACUUGGUGAUCGGAGCGUACGUUGGGAUAGCGACUGUCGGGAUCUUCAUCAUCUGGUACACCCAGUCGUCGUUCCUCGGCAUCGACCUGAGCGGCGAUGGGCACACCCUGGUGACAUACGCGCAGCUCGCGAACUGGGGGCAGUGCCCGUCGUGGCAGAACUUCACGGCGACGCCCUUCACGACAGCGGGGGGGGAGGUGAUCAGAUUCGACGACGCUUGCGACUACUUCCAGGCGGGCAAGAUCAAGGCGAUGACUUUGUCCCUCUCGGUCCUCGUGGCGAUCGAGAUGUUCAACUCGCUCAACGCUCUCUCCGAGGACGGCAGCCUCCUGUCGAUGCCCCCCUGGGUCAACCCGUGGCUCCUCCUGGCCAUGUCCGUCUCCUUUGGCCUGCAUUUCUUGAUCCUCUACGUCCCGUUCCUCGCGCAGAUAUUCGGGAUCGUGCCGCUGAGCUUGAACGAGUGGCUGCUCGUCCUGGCUGUCGCUUUUCCCGUGAUUCUGAUCGAUGAGGUUCUGAAGAUGAUUGGGAGAUUCACGAGCAGCGUCCGGACGAGAUCUUCGAAAGAGAAGGUAGAGUAAGAGGUUGUCGGAAGGGCUGCGGAUAGUUUUUGGCAAAAGGUUAGUAUAGACACAAUUUAGGCAGAGCUCUUCCUCUGUCCAGAUCAGGAGAGAGAGAGAGAGAGAGAAAUGGCAAGAACUGAUGUGGUCUGAGAGGGAAGAGUUUUGAAAUGUGGAUUUGAUGAAGAAGAUGAAGAUUAUUAUGAAUGAUUGCCUGAUAAUUGUGGGCGACAUUACCAUUACUUUCUUUAUUAUUACACUACUUUCUUUACAUUAUCAUUGUUUAUUUGUUUGUUAUUUUGGAGACAACAUUCUGACGACGCUGAUAGUAAUUUUUGGAAUUUUGUAGUA
This is a messenger RNA of Andrographis paniculata, 3747 nucleotides long. Its product is annotated as calcium-transporting ATPase 4, endoplasmic reticulum-type-like. The transcript is spliced from 9 exons. Gene Ontology annotation, cellular component: membrane. Bases 226 to 3417 code for a protein of 1063 amino acids. Gene Ontology annotation, biological process: intracellular calcium ion homeostasis; calcium ion transmembrane transport. Gene Ontology annotation, molecular function: ATP binding; P-type calcium transporter activity; ATP hydrolysis activity. Lineage: Eukaryota; Viridiplantae; Streptophyta; Magnoliopsida; Lamiales; Acanthaceae. The record is from RefSeq and is a predicted model, not a curated record.